CUGGAUCCCGGCUGCAAUGUCGGCCCCCCCCUUCGCCAUCAACCACCGCCUGUGCCUGGUGGUCUACGCCGGCGCCUUCACCCUGGGGCUGCCCCUCAACCUGGUGGCCCUGGUGGCCCUGGGGGUGGCGGCGCGGCGCCGGCGCCUGCUGCCCACUGACGUCCUCCUCCUCAACCUGACCGUGGCCGACCUGGCGCUGGUGGCCUCCCUGCCUGUCCGCAUGGCUGAGGCUGCCUGGGAGGCCACCUGGAAGCUGCCCCCGGCCCUCUGCCCGCUCUUUGUCUUCCUCUUCUUCACCAGCAUCUACCUCACCACCCUCUCCCUCACUGCCCUCAGUGUCGACCGCUACCUCAGCGCUGCCUUCCCCGUCCAGUACCGCCAGCGCCGGCGUGCAGCCCACGCUGCCGUGGCUGCCGCUGGCUCCUGGGCAGCUGCCUUGGGCCACUGCAGUGUGGUCUAUGUGGCUCGGCCCGGCGCGGCGGGCAACGGCACGGCCUGCUACACCCGCUUCGCUGGCCCGCAGCUGGCCACCUUGCUGGCCCUCCGCCUGGAGAUCUUCCUGGUGCUCUUCUGCCUGCCCCUGGCCAUCACCGCCUUCUGCUAUGGCCGCCUGGUCUGCAUCGUGGCUGCCCUCCCCACCGCCGCCCUGGGCAGGAAGCGGCGGGUGGUGGCCCUGGCGGCUGCCACCAUGGCGGCCUUCAUCCUCUGCUUUGCCCCCUUCAACGUCUCUCAUGUGGUGGGGUACCUACGGCAGGAGAACCCACCCUGGAGGGCCUAUGCCGUGCUGCUCACCACCCUCAAUGCCUGCCUCGACCCCCUCAUCUUCUGCUUCUCCUCCGCCGCCCUGCGACGGGGCCUCCGGCAAGUCUGGGAUGCGAUGGGGCUCGGUUCGCUCCGGGCCAGGUGCCGGGCACCCUCUGAGCGAAGCGGGGGUCUUCCUGGGGGGGCUGGAGGCGAGGCAUUGGGCUUGUUGGCGUGUCUGGGGGUCGGUGGUGCUGAGCUGGAGGCAUCUCAGGGGGCUUCAGGCCUAAGAGAGCCCCAAGGCAGGGCUUUGGAGGCUUGGGGCAGCUGUGGGGGUCCCCAGACAUCUGGGGAUGGGCUUGGGGGUGACAAGGGGCAGAGCCAGGCUGGAGCUUCUGGGGUGGCCGUGGGUCCUUGGGCUGGGCUCUGUGACCUGGGUUGAGUCAGCCCCUUCCAUCCU
Messenger RNA from Anas platyrhynchos (mallard), 1201 nucleotides. NCBI's taxonomy places the organism in Eukaryota, Metazoa, Chordata, Aves, Anseriformes, Anatidae. The record is from RefSeq.